This is a messenger RNA of Rhizopus microsporus ATCC 52813, 715 nucleotides long. Its product is annotated as ankyrin. The transcript is spliced from 4 exons. Gene Ontology annotation, molecular function: protein binding. Bases 6 to 596 code for a protein of 196 amino acids. The record is from RefSeq and is a predicted model, not a curated record. Lineage: Eukaryota; Fungi; Mucoromycota; Mucoromycetes; Mucorales; Rhizopodaceae.
AAAGAAUGAGAGCACCUACUUCACAAGACAACUUAUGGGUAGCAGCAGGUGACGGUCAACUCGAUCGAGUCAAGGAAUUGAUUGAAGGUGGCAUGGAUGUAAAUAGUCAUGAUCAAUUUGGUUAUACAGCAAUGCACGCAGCAGUAUCAUAUAAUCAGACCGAAAUUGUGAAGUAUUUGUUGGAUAAAGGAGCUGAUGUGAAUGUAGAAGAUUUUGAUAAAGAUACACCCUUGUUUGUAGCAGAGACAGUGGAAAUGGCACAGAUCUUGCUUGAUCGUGGUGCUGAUCCUAAAAAAGUCAAUGAAGAUGGAUUCACACCAGCUUUGACAGCAUUUCAAGAAGGAUGGAAAGAAGUAGCAGAAUAUUUGGCAAAUAUUACCAAGGAAGUACUGCCAACAGAAGACUUGGAAGAUAUGUCUCUGGCUCAUGUCCAACAUGAUAAUAAUGAUGAAGACUAUGAUCCAGAAGUGGCAAGCAAGAUGCAAGAAAUCAUUAAUAGAAUUGAAGAACAAGGAGGCGAAUUUGCAAAUGAAGAAGAGCUAAGAGAGAUGGUGACAAAGCUAUUACUGGAAGAACUAAGAAAAAGUGCCUCCUAAAAAGUCACACAGACUUGGAAUGUAUAUUAAAUAAAAAGCGUGUUAUUGUAUCAUCUUUAAACUUGUGUGAGCAAACUUUUUGUGUUGAGAUAGUAAAGAGGGGGCGCACCUAGGAAAUU